UAUAAGGAAGCUGCUACAUUUUCAAACAAGAAGUAGAACCCUUCGGUUAUAGUCGUCAAGAAACAGAAGGACAACAAUGGACGAAGUUCAAGAAAGAGAGAAAAAAGAAGAAUUCGAUGCAUCAGAGAUUGAAUACGUUAGCUAUGGUGGUGAGCAUCACCUACCAUUAAUCAUGAAUCUUGUCGAUCAAGAACUUAGUGAGCCUUACUCCAUCUUCACCUACCGUUACUUUGUUUAUCUUUGGCCACAACUUUCUUUCUUGGCGUUUCACAAAGGCAAAUGUGUAGGGACUGUUGUUUGUAAGAUGGGGGAUCAUCGGAAUUCAACUUUUAGAGGUUACAUUGCUAUGUUAGUUGUCAUCAAACCUUAUCGAGGAAGAGGCAUUGCUACUGAACUUGUUACCAGAUCUAUUCAAGUGAUGAUGGAAUCUGGAUGCGAAGAGGUUUGUCAAGUUUUAGUUGGUGUACCUUUUGGUUUGUACUCAUCUAAAUGUAGCAUUAUUCAUACAACUAUAUCACAAAGGAAGUAUGGAUUUUUUAUCCUCAAGCUUUAUUUGUACUUUCCAUGGUACCGAAUGAGCAUAUAGGAGAGUAGAAAUAACUACAUUUCCUAAGCAUUACCACCAAACGUUGGAGCUCUGUUUGGGGCUUGGAACAGCAUGGGAAACAAAGGAGAAUUAUGAAACUGCUUAAGUGGUUACCUUCACUGCCAAUUAUAGGAGAGUAGAAAUAGUUUUCCUUUCUACUCCACUGUGCUCUUUGAUCUCAAACCAAAGGGAAAAAUAAGCUUUCCUCUCGAGUUUGGCUGGCAACUUGGCAUGUGUAUAAAUGGUGAUGCUGUAUCUUGUAUUCACACCUCCAAAAACCUUUUCUUCUGAAA
Molecule: messenger RNA, 879 nt
Organism: Populus trichocarpa (black cottonwood)
Lineage: Eukaryota; Viridiplantae; Streptophyta; Magnoliopsida; Malpighiales; Salicaceae
Product: N-alpha-acetyltransferase MAK3
Exons: 3
Coding region: 77-586 (169 amino acids)
Biological process (GO): N-terminal peptidyl-methionine acetylation
Cellular component (GO): NatC complex
Molecular function (GO): protein-N-terminal amino-acid acetyltransferase activity
Source: RefSeq, a predicted model, not a curated record